Messenger RNA from Penicillium brasilianum, 3706 nucleotides. The record is from the annotation of a GenBank genome assembly. Lineage: Eukaryota; Fungi; Ascomycota; Eurotiomycetes; Eurotiales; Aspergillaceae.
GCGUCAGUGGACUGGCAUAUGGACAUAUGCUGGAAAGGACCUCUAUCGUAUGACCGUGUCGCUUAGCACAAGCCGACCUGAGGAUGCUACACUUCAAUCCAGGUAUUGAUUGACCAAGUGUACCCAAACCGAGUAAUAUUCGCUAAUAGAUUUUAUUGUCAGGAAAGUCUUUCACCAAGUGAAAGAAUUAGCCAGUGAUGGCAAUGAUGAUACGAUCCUGGACCCUGGCCCCUCCCCCAGUCAUACCCGACUCCAUCGGGUCCAUGCAGCGUUGAUGUUUCGGCCUUAGCGCGUCAGAUCCUCAGAGCUCUCUUCGCCCGUUUACCGGGAGAUCAGCACUCUGCUGGUAAUCCCGUCUAUCGAUGACGACCCUCAUACCCUCAUCAUCCUUUUGAAUUUUAACACCUCUCUUCAAUUCCAAGCUGACUGAGGUACAGGGCAAGUGCUGUAUCACCCGUGGCUUCAGCUCCACCCCUGCCUAUAGAAGCCGGAUGGAGCUGUUAUUUGCCUGACGGAAGCUAGGCCGAAACUCCAGACCCAGUCCUGGACAGCGUCCCCCUCCCCCGUCCUGUCCCUUUCUCCCCCCAAGCACCAUCCUUCUCACCCCCUCAAAGACCAUGUCUCAAGCUCUGUGAGACUCUCGGCAGCAGUCACAAUGCCAGAGAGACGCUUGUCGCGUCUGCUCAGGGCCAAGCUGCUGCGACGAUCAUCGACACCGGCCGUUCCAAAAACGGGCGACGGGGCGGACCCGCGUGUCCACCCAAAUUCAACCUCUCGUUCCUCUUGCGCUCCGCAUCUCUUCGACUCCGCCAGCGAGAAGUCCCCGUAUAGCGUCGUCUCUUCGGCUGCUGAUCACUCAUCAGAAGACAUCGGCCAUAGCCCUGGAUCGGAUAUCGACGAGGGUCACAAGCACAAGCACGGGCGCCCGGCUGAUCCCCAGCCAUCCACUCGUUCAUCGCAACCAACGGAUCCGUUCCAGCAUCGCCACGCAUCAGAACGGCCAUCCGAUACCCCGCUGCCACCCGAACCAAAUUUCUCUCCUUUGCAUACUCCCAUCUCCGAAGAGUCUCCCUCCCCCUUCGAGAGCCCCUUGCCGACUCCGCAGCAAUCCGACGAUACCUCCUACUCCGCGCCAGUGAAGGCUCGUGGGCCAACUCCAGCGGAGUAUCAAUUAACACCAACCCUCGACACCGUCGUCGAAAAGACCGCCGACGACCGCAGGCCUUCGUCAACCGCCGUCCCUCCCUCGUGGGGCAAGCGCCCUAGUAUUGCCAUUCGUCGGCAGUCUCUUCUGCCCGCGUCUCAACAGCAUUUGAUCGGUGCAUUGUUGGAACAAAGUCUCUUCUCAUCCUCGGGUGACCAAGGCAGCAGUCGCGUUCCCGUAGCUGCUGCCGAGAUGGUCCAACGCCGAAUCUGGGUCAAAAGGCCCGGUGGCUCGGCCACCCUGGUGCCGUGCUUGGAAGAUGCGGUCGUGGAUGAAUUGCGGGACCAGGUGAUCAUGAAAUAUGCCAACUCGUUGGGUCGAACGUUCGAUUCACCAGAUAUCGUCAUCCGGAUCUCUGCUCGAGAAGGCUCAAAUCGGCAACAAACGCCAGAGCGACUGUUGAGCCCGGAGGAGGUUGUAGCAUCCGUUCUCGAUUCAUACUAUCCGGGAGGACAGACAGUUGAAGAGGCUUUAUUGAUCGAAGCGCCAACACGCCGAACUCCGAAACCGUCACCACGUCAUCCAGUAUAUCUCCACCAUCACUCGGAACCGGGUGAGCAUGGCGACUAUUUCCCGCUCAUGCCCGUCAAUCCGAAGGGCCAUACACCUCCCGCUCAUCCCGCGAGUGCAGGCGCAACUAACGCCCCUUCUAUUUCCAUCCUUACAACUGGUGUCGCGCCAGCGCUGCCCUCGCCUGGGACUCGUGCGGCAAGGCAUCAUCGUCGGCCACCUCUCACACGGCACACGACCAAUUCACCGACAAUCCUCGGUCAACCCCCCACUAUAACAGAUAACGGCGUUUCUCCUCAUACACAACCGCCUUCUAUCGUACCAACACAGCCCACGCCACCUGCCCCGGUCGCCGAGUCUCCGCAGGCAAAAUCACAUACUCCCCCAGCGCCCGUGGCUUCUCCACGCACUCUUCGAAAGUCCAAGGGUGCUGCGUCCCCCGGCGCAGUAUUCGGUGGUCUAAUCGAGGGUACCGUGCCUCCGAUCAACGUCCUCAUUGUCGAAGAUAACAUUAUCAACCAAAAGCUUCUAGAGGCGUUUAUGAAGAGGUUGAGCGUACGAUGGAAGUGCGCGGCCAAUGGCGAGGAAGCAGUGCGGAAAUGGAGACAGGGCGGGUUCCACUUGGUUUUGAUGGAUAUCCAGUUGCCAGUGAUGAACGGACUGGACGCGACCAAGGAGAUUCGCCGUCUUGAGCGACUUAACGGGAUUGGUGUCUUCCCCAAAACAGCUUCGGGACGUUCCAGUGCUUCGAGUGCUGCCUCGUUAGAGAAACGACCAGGCCUGCAGCGGUCUGUGAGUGAGGACGACACCCUGUCAGAUCUAUCUCUGUUCCGAAGUCCAGUGAUCAUCGUCGCCUUGACUGCUAGCAGUUUGCAAAGUGAUCGUCAUGAGGCACUGGCUGCUGGGUGUAACGACUUCUUGACCAAGCCUGUCGGAUUCCCAUGGUUGUCCCAAAAAGUCACAGAAUGGGGCUGCAUGCAAGCCCUGAUUGAUUUCGAUGGCUGGCGCAAGUGGCGUGGAUUCCAGGAUUCUCCUCGAUCUGCGUCUCCCGGUUUUGACAGUGCGGCUAGCCCCAUGCAGACAGGCAAUCAGAAUGAGAUUGGAUCAAAAAUGGCCCCAGGGUCUCCAUCACUGUCUCGGACGGGCACGAAGACCAAGGCCGCCCGCCCGAAGCGGCCUCAUUUACCCGACGCCGACGAGAUCAUGCGUGAAGACUCAUGGGGUAGUGGGAGUGGUGACACUGCUGACUCGCCCACGAGCCCCGAGACAACCCCUGGAGUAGAUGCUGAUAUAGAACCACCGGGUGAUUCGGUGGAUUUUGCGCCAAAUGCAAAGUGAGGUAUAUCAUGAAAGCCCAAAUUGGGUGAUCUAAGGUCAUAUGCUUGUGCAGGCACAUGUUCAUUUCAGUCGCACUUUUCUCACAACCUUUUUCCUUUUCCAUACGUCUCGACUACCUGUCCUUUCCAAUGGAUACCCCUGUAUAGUCACGAUUGUUUCUUUUGUGUUUUGGUCUUGUUCUUCUUUCUUUGUUCGACUGGAACAUCUUCCACUUUUCGUUUUGGUAGGACUUGUUUAUCUUAUGUCCUUUGGCACCAGGCACUUCACUUUGGAGUGCCUUUUCGUUGCAUACACUUGAUCUUUCAUUUCUAACUUGUUCUUGUUUUCUGCCACUUUAAUGAUGCAUGCAUAAACGGAUUGAACAUACUCAGGUAUACGAACGAGCGAUUUCAUGUCCUUUUGGAUUUCCGUCCCAUGUCUUUGGGCCACUAAUUUCUACUCUAUUUACCAUUGAUCUUGCUGGUUGCGAGGAGAGGAGCAGCGUCGUCGUUAUCCCCCGUGUAUACGUGCUACUGCUUUAAUCGGGAUUUUCCAAAUAAACGAUUUUGAAGGUCAUUAUGGGUCAGUAACUCAAAGGUCUUGCCAGAAACCCAAGUAGCAAGGAAUACAUGUUGUAUUCCCAGGGUCUUCUCAUCCAGGCAUUCUUCAUCUCAG